Lycium ferocissimum is the source of this 417-nucleotide messenger RNA. Its product is annotated as NDR1/HIN1-like protein 2. The record is from RefSeq and is a predicted model, not a curated record. Bases 1 to 417 code for a protein of 138 amino acids. Lineage: Eukaryota; Viridiplantae; Streptophyta; Magnoliopsida; Solanales; Solanaceae. The transcript is spliced from 2 exons.
AUGUUUAAGGGUACUAAAAAUGAGGUUAAAUUAGGGGAUUAUUAUAAUAGGGAGAAGGAUGAUGAGGUUUAUGAGAUUGGGGUGAAGCUUUAUAUGGGGAUUAGGUUUAAAUUUGGGUGGAUUAAGACUAAGAAGAUUAAGCCUAUGAUUAAGUGUGAUUUGAAGGGUCAUAAGAAUGCUACUGAUUUGGAUCUGAUGUUUAAGGGUACUAAAAAUGAGGUUAAAUUAGGGGAUUAUUAUAAUGGGGAGAAGGAUGAUGAGGUUUAUGAGAUUGGGGUGAAGCUUUAUAUGGGGAUUAGGUUUAAAUUUGGGUGGAUUAAGACUAAGAAGAUUAAGCCUAUGAUUAAGUGUGAUUUGAAGGUUCCGUUUAAGGGUAAUGGUACUUUUGAGAUAACCCAAUGUCAUCUUGAUUGGUGA